This is a messenger RNA of Vitrella brassicaformis, 1837 nucleotides long. The record is from the annotation of a GenBank genome assembly. Lineage: Eukaryota; Vitrellaceae.
GGGUGGGGCUCGCCGCUUUUCUCUGUGCGAGUACGCAAGUACUAUUUGUUCAUGUGCAGAUAAACACUUUCCGUCCACAGAUGUACUGUACACGAGAGAGUGAGCAUGCACAGCAGCACAGAGGCAGACCGACGGAGCUCGACACACUCGGACAAUGUGUGUGUCUUCGCGCCAAAUGCCCCGCGACUGUACAGACCCGCACUUAGCCACCUUCGUACGCCCACAGGCCAUACACACAGACACGCAGCUAUCCACCCUACACAAUCGCCCAGACCCACAAAGAAUAAUAAGACCCAUUGGUCGGUCGCAGUAGCCACUUAGUGAGUCAGCCGAUCAGUCAGCCACUCGCCCCUUAACCAACAAAAGUAGGCCCACGCCCAUUCCUUGUCCACCGCUCCUCCCAUGCACACACAUAUGACGAAUUUGUUUCGUCAUUCGUCACGCAUAUGCCCCCUCCCCACCCUCUUCGCCCCUCCCCUCUGUCCCAUCGGCUUGCUUGUCUGCCUGCAGUGCUGCCAUCGACCCAGCCGCUGUCUUGGUGCUCUGCUUCUGGUUUCGCAGCUCCACAGUGAAGUAGACGAUAAGAGUGACGACCACCACCAGCAGCCCCCCGAACGAUAACAGGCCCGGCACCUCACCAAACACGGCGAACACGAGCAGAGGGGCGAGGGGGAUCUCCAGCAGCGUCAGCAGCGACACUUGUGCGGGCAACAGAUACCUCGCUCCGGCGGAGAGGGCGGUGAAUGCGAGGGGCUGGAUGAGGAUGCCGUGGACGGCGCACCAGAACACGCCACUCGGCCCGCCCUCCGCUGCUACUUUGGCAAAGUUGAGGCCGUCUGCGAAGACGUAGCCGCAGACCACCCCCAGUACGAGCGCAAACACGCCCGUCCACGUGUUGCAGUAGACGACGUCAAAGUGCUCCACCCUCCGGGCGGCCAGCUUCGAGUAGAAAAACAUCGAGCCCCACACCACCGACAUGAUGAGCGCCAGGAAGAUGCCGAACAGCCCCUUGCCCUCCCCGCCCUGCUGCUCCCCCAGACAUAUCAUGGCCACUCCGGCCGCCGUGCCCAACAUCGCCAGCCACAGCCGCAGAGUGGUCGGCUGCCGCAAAACCAGCCAGCUGCACAGAGCAGCGAACAGGGGCGAAGUCGCCAAAAUGCCCAUCACGUUGGCCGCAGUGGUCUCCAUGAUCGCCCAUGGCAGGAGGUUCUGCGCCCAGCCCAGCAGAAAGGCCGCUAUCAACCCUGUCGUCCCGAUGGUCCGCCUGACGUUGCCGUCCCGCACCAGGAUGGUCGUCAGCUUCUCGCAGGUUUUCCUGCUUUGGGCGAUCUUCUGGCAGAGCAAACAGAGGGCUAUCGAGGGCAGAAGGAAGAGCUGCCGGAUGACGAUGUAGGUCCACAGGUCGAGAGCGUUACCAGCCAGCCGAAUCACGACGGGCGCCGGUGCCAGCGCGAUGACGCCCACCAUGACGAUGUGCACGCCCUUGACGGGGUCAGACAGACCCUCCCACCACCUCGCCAUGCCGUUACACCGCUCCCCGUCUGCCUCUGCCGCCACCUCUAUCGACAGCUCGGUGAGGUCCUUUUUGCCUGGCGUGGGCAUCUGCUCCUGGUCGGCAUCUGGAGCUGCGGACAGACCGGGGGAUGUGGUGGCGGCGGACAGCCCGGGGGACGUUGUCGUGGCGGUCGCAGAUGCCACGUAUGUCACCUCCGCAGAGUCUUCGCCCACCUGCAGGGCCGCCGCCAUGACGAAAACCCCACCCCCUCGAGAAAGAUGGACAACGGAAGGCCAACAGUCACCCCUGCCUUCCUCAAAGCCUGCAGAAAGGACUUCAAAA